Messenger RNA from Chlamydomonas reinhardtii, 1506 nucleotides. RefSeq lists its product as uncharacterized. Bases 84 to 971 code for a protein of 295 amino acids. The record is from RefSeq and is a predicted model, not a curated record. Gene Ontology annotation, molecular function: protein binding; U2 snRNA binding. Gene Ontology annotation, biological process: mRNA splicing, via spliceosome. NCBI's taxonomy places the organism in Eukaryota, Viridiplantae, Chlorophyta, Chlorophyceae, Chlamydomonadales, Chlamydomonadaceae. The transcript has 8 exons.
GCACCUGCCCUCAAACUAUUUCCCUAGGCUCGAAUGCGUCAACCAUAAAUUACCACGGUCCACGUUUAUAGGCCUAGGAAAGGAUGGCGGAGCAGCGGCCACCCGCACCCGCGGGGCCGAGGCUGCCGGGCCGACUUACCGCUGAACUUAUCAUGCGGAGCCCGCAGUACAUGAGCUGCAUUAAGUUCUACGAGAUUGACCUCCGCGGAAACAAAAUUGCGGCAAUAGAGAACCUGGGCGCGACUCAGAACCAAUUCGAUAGCAUCGACCUCUCGGACAACGCCAUCGUCCGCGUGGACGGCUUUCCCAAGCUGCUGCGGUUAAAGCAGCUGCUGCUGAACAACAACCGCGUGGCGAGAAUCGCAAGAGGGCUUGAAGAGUUCAUCCCGAGCCUGGAGACGCUCAUUCUGACCAACAACCGGAUAAACAACCUCCAGGACAUUGACCCGCUUGCGACGCUCAGCAAGCUGGAGCACCUGUCGUUGCACGGGAACCCCGUGAUGACGAAACCCAACUACCGGCUGUAUGUGAUCAGCAAGCUGCCGCGGUUGAAAGUGCUGGACUUCAAGAAGGUGAAGCAGAAGGAGCGCGACGCUGCCAAGGCGCUGUUCUCCAGUGAGGAGGCGCAGACGGCGCACGCCUCCAAUACCUUUGAGCCGGACGAGGACCUGGCGGCGGCGAAGCAGCAGGCGGGCGUGGCGAACGGCGGCGCGGAGCAGGGCGCGGGCGCCAUGGAGGAGGACGCGGCCGCAUCGUCCGCCGCCGCCGCCGCCACGUCGGCGCCCAGCCAGGAGCAGAUGGUGGCGAUCAAGGCGGCCAUCGCCAACGCGCAGACGCUCGAGGAGAUCCAGCGGCUGGAGGAGGCGCUGAAGACCGGGCACCUGCCCUCCGAGAUUCGGGUGGACGGCGGGCAAGCAGGAGCAGGAGGGGAGGCAAACGGGGGCAAGCCGGACGGCAUGGAGGUGGGCUGAGCGGGCGCUGUGCGCAGGGUGCGCCAGGACUGGUUUGGAGGAGGUGGAGGAGGAGGAGGAGGAGGAGGAGGAAGAGGAGGAGGGGCUGUGGGUUGAGGGUGGGUGCGGAGCGAGCUGAGCGGCAUGCGUGGAAGAGGCAUGCGUGCUGGGCGUUGUGGCAGGCACCCUUUCAUUUGUGUGUGUUGAGAACGGACCCGGCUUGACCCUGAGCGCUGACUCAAAAGGUUAGGGUUAAAGCGCUCAGUGUUGAGCAAAGGAGGGAAGGGGUCGGUGCCGCGGGUACCAACCGUCCGGGCGCGCGCAUAAAUACGUGUUGUGGACACGCAAAGCUUGAGUUUGUGUUCGUGUGUCUGUUUUGGCCUUGGUAAUGCCCUGUGCACAACGUUGGGCAACCGUGUAUGGACCACGGGCUGCGUUGAGUACAAAUGAGUUGACGACACACGCGGUGGAGGCGGAUCGGACUGGAUGUGGGUGUUGCGCAAUGACGGGGCCCAGGCUUGAUGUGAUCGCAGGCUCGCUGUAACCUGCUGUUUUC